Struthio camelus australis is the source of this 674-nucleotide messenger RNA. The record is from RefSeq and is a predicted model, not a curated record. NCBI's taxonomy places the organism in Eukaryota, Metazoa, Chordata, Aves, Struthioniformes, Struthionidae.
GUCUGUCUUCUCAGAAUGACCGACUGGGAGACGGCGCCCGCCGUCACGGAGACCCCCGACAUCAAACUGUUUGGCAAGUGGAGCACGGAUGAUGUGCAGAUCAAUGACAUCUCCCUCCAGGACUACAUCGCCGUCAAGGAGAAGUAUGCCAAGUACCUGCCCCACAGCGCCGGGCGCUACGCGGCCAAGCGCUUCCGCAAGGCCCAGUGCCCCAUCGUGGAGCGGCUCACCAACUCCAUGAUGAUGCACGGGCGCAACAACGGCAAGAAGCUCAUGACCGUGCGCAUCGUCAAGCACGCCUUUGAGAUCAUCCACCUGCUCACUGGCGAGAACCCCCUGCAAGUCCUGGUUAACGCCAUCAUCAACAGCGGACCCCGUGAGGACUCGACCCGCAUCGGCCGCGCCGGCACCGUCAGGAGACAGGCUGUGGACGUGUCCCCGCUGCGCCGCGUCAACCAGGCCAUCUGGCUGCUGUGCACCGGGGCCCGCGAAGCCGCUUUCCGCAACAUCAAGACCAUCGCCGAGUGCCUGGCGGACGAGCUCAUCAACGCUGCCAAGGGCUCCUCCAACUCUUACGCCAUCAAGAAGAAGGACGAGCUGGAGCGUGUGGCCAAGUCCAACCGUUAAAAAAACGCUGCUGUAGCCUCACGAAUAAAGUUCAUUUCUAUUCUCUC